Messenger RNA from Ipomoea triloba (trilobed morning glory), 459 nucleotides. RefSeq names its product glycine-rich protein 23-like. NCBI's taxonomy places the organism in Eukaryota, Viridiplantae, Streptophyta, Magnoliopsida, Solanales, Convolvulaceae. The transcript has a single exon. The coding region runs from base 1 to 459 and encodes 152 amino acids. The record is from RefSeq and is a predicted model, not a curated record.
AUGGGAUUAAUCGCCCAUUCCACUAAGCUUCUUCUUUUCCUCAUUUUGUUGACUAACGUUGUUGUUUUAGCAGAUUGGUAUCAGCCUCGCCGUUUGCUUGCCGGCGGUGGCGGCGGCGCUUCCAACGGGGUUGGCGGGGGUGGAGGACUUGGUACAAUUGUAGGGGGGCUGAGUAAUGACAUCAUCGGCGGGGGUGGAGGACUUGGUGGUGCCCUGCCAGGCAUCGGAGGUGGUGGAGUCGCAGGUGGUGGCGCCCUGCCAGGCAUCGGAGGUGGUGGAGUCGCAGGUGGUGGCGACGUGGCUAACGGCAAUACAAUUCUGGGAUUCAGUUUAAGUGGUGGUGGUGGGCUUGGUUCCGGAGCUAGUGGGGGAGGUAGUGCCGGUGGUAGCGAUGGUGUAGGGGAAGUUGCCGGUGGCGGCGCCAAUGGUGGCAGCGGCAGCGGUGGCAAUGGCAAAUAA